Molecule: messenger RNA, 1828 nt
Organism: Neltuma alba
Lineage: Eukaryota; Viridiplantae; Streptophyta; Magnoliopsida; Fabales; Fabaceae
Product: AT-hook motif nuclear-localized protein 6-like
Molecular function (GO): minor groove of adenine-thymine-rich DNA binding
Source: RefSeq, a predicted model, not a curated record
UUCAGGUUUUGUGUUAGAUUAAUUAAUUUUUUAGCUUGGACUUCAUUGCCGCUCUUUCUGGAUUUCACUUCCCGGCCAUUCAAAUCUACUUCUCCAUUGGAAGGGCUUCUUUUUUCUUUCUUUGGAUUGAUUUUUCUAAUUAUUUGUGCGCUUGAUGUGAAAGUCUUUUAAUCUUCGAUGGGUAGGGUUUAUUGUUUUUGAGGUUUUGGUCUGCUUAGUUUUUUUCUCUUUAUUUUUCGGUUUGAUUCAUUUAAAUGGAAGAAAAAGAUAGUUUUUUCGCUGGGCUCACCGUGAAGGCUAACGAUGCUCCGGAAAGCCACCAUGUAACUCCGAGCAGUGAAAACUAUGGACUGUUUGGCGGGUCCACAGGUGCAUCGCCGGCCCCCGCCCCCGCGCCGGCGCUGGCCACUGCACCAGCUCCGAUUACGGCUCCAACUUCAUCUCCAGCUUCAGCUCCGUUGCCAGCUUCAGUUUCGGCGCCAGAGCCAGUCAGCGUGGCGGCGGCGACGGGGAGUACGGAUGUAGUAAAGAAGAAAAGGGGAAGGCCUAGGAAGUACGGACCUGAUGGUAAAUUAGCGUUGGCGUUGUCGCCGAUGCCGAUUUCAUCUUCAAUUCCGUUGACUGGGGACUUCUCAAUGUGGAAACGGGGUAGAGGGCGGCCUAUCGAAUCGGUCAAGAAGUCGUUUAAGUGCGAUUUUGAAAGCCCUGGACCAGGUGAUGGGAUUGCAUACUCAGUUGGUGCCAAUUUCACACCUCAUGUGCUUACUGUUAAUGCUGGCGAGGAUGUUAAUAUGAAGGUCAUGUCCUUCUCUCAACAAGGAUCUCGCGCUAUUUGUAUUCUUUCUGCAAAUGGAACAAUCUCUAAUGUUACACUGCGCCAACCAACUUCUUCUGGGGGUACCUUGACAUACGAGGGGCGAUUUGAGAUUCUUUCUUUAUCUGGUUCAUAUAUGCCUUCUGAGAACGGUGUGACAAGAAGUAGAUCUGGUGGGAUGAGUGUCUCUUUGGCUGGUCCAGAUGGGCGAGUUGUGGGAGGCGGCCUUGCUGGUCUGUUGGUAGCAGCAGGUCCUGUGCAGGUUGUUGUGGGCAGUUUUCUUCCAGGCCACCAGCAGAUGCAGAAACCCAAGAAACAAAAGACGAAUCAUUUUUCACCUGUUGCAUCUGGACAUUAUAAUCCCAUCCCAGUUGAUGAAAUAAAAAUCAGUUUCGGAGGAGUAAAGCCUAUUAUGACUCCUGCUGCAUUUCAAGCAGACAACAACACCGCUUCUUUUAACAACGGCCAGGGCUCUAGCAACUCAUCUGCUGAUGAUGCUGAUGCUGAUGAUGAUGAUUUAACACUUUAUCCUGAAAAGGACUCUAACCCCAGCCAAACAACAAAUGCUGGAGUUGCAUGCUAAACGAUUUCACUGUAAGGUAAGUGGUGUCUGCAGAGUCAGCCACAUACAUCUAGGUUCACUCAUUCUUGACAUAAGCUGACAAAUAUAACAUGUUGGCUAAUUAUGAAGACAAAACCUUAGCUGGAUGAGUGUCGAGUUGGUCUUGACUCCGAGGUUGUACUUUGGUACUUAGGUUAGUUAUGGGAUCUCGUCUGCUAGAUUUUCCAUCUGUCUGUUCUGAUGUUGUAUCUCUAGUAGUGUUAUAGUGUUUUUCUCUCAUUUUUAUUUAGUGGUAUUAUUGUGAUGUAGGAAAAUAUGUGAUGUCAUCGUCGUCAUCUUCCUCAUUUGCUUAUCUUUUAAUGUCUGAAAUGUGAGUGGAUGGAUGUGGGUGUUUCUGAUAUGCAACUUCUAAUAUUAUUUGUGGUGAAAGGAAAAAAUUGCGUUUCAGCUUC